Phytophthora nicotianae INRA-310 is the source of this 670-nucleotide messenger RNA. RefSeq lists its product as hypothetical. Bases 59 to 262 code for a protein of 67 amino acids. The record is from RefSeq and is a predicted model, not a curated record. Lineage: Eukaryota; Oomycota; Peronosporomycetes; Peronosporales; Peronosporaceae. The transcript is spliced from 2 exons.
UGUUGCGCGAAGAUUUCGGCGGUGGAGGGCCGCUCAUUACAGCAGACUUGAGACGAAUAUGCCGUACCAAGUGCUGCCCGGCCUCGUGGUCAUCUCCGUCGCCUUCUCGCUCAUGGGCGUGGGCUUCGGCGCCGUCAACAAGUGGCAGGCCCGCAACAACAUGCAGAGCAAGCUGGAGCUGCUGACGGACUGGGACCGCAUGAUGGACGAGCGCGACCGCAAAUUAGCAGCCAGAGCGGCGGCGUUUAAUGCGAAACAAUAGCAGAACAUCGCCGUAUGAGGAGCGACCUCGACAGUGUUAAACGAGCGUCGCACACGACGAUGCCGGAUGCUGGAUGACACCUCCUCUUUUAGCGACUUCGGGUGUUCAACUGGCUUCGACGCUCUACUGGCUUCACCGCUCUAGGGAGGAAGUGAAGUACUUGAACAAACAGAAAAAGUAAGCAGCAAACAGGAGAGCAGCGCACGCUCCACGAUUUCGAGAUGUAGUUGGUUAUAUACCCGCGUUCCACAGCUUAUGACGAUGAGUCUUCGGGUUUUCUUGAACUCGUGAUACAUGAAAUAGACCCCUCACUACGUAGAAGCUGUCGUCUAGUGUUGACGCAUAUGACAAGCAGGUUUGCCGGUCUUUGGUUCUCUGCUUCAUGACGAAGUUCAUCUGUUCACUUGC